AUGCGACCAGAGAUGAAAGAGGCACUUGACAUGCUGUUGCGGGAAAAGGUGCCAAAGGGAAGUGUACUGAAAAAAGAGGCCGAGGAAGCUAUGGCCGCGAUUAUGAAUUAUCAGAUGGAAGAAGAGAAGUUUCCAGAAUAUGUGCACAAUCACCACCAGAUAGGAAUGCCGUUUAUUAGAGCAUUACAGGAACUAGGAGUGAAGAACCGUUCGUUCUUACCUUGUUUAGCUGUGAUUCAUAAGAUGAUAACUUGGAGUGCUAUAAGUUCAGAAUUCAUUCCUCAUAUUCUGGAGGGAUUUGAAAAGAACAUUGAGAACUAUCCUGAAGUGCGCUUGCGGGUUUUACAGAUGCUUUUGCCUUUAGUUCAAAAUCCAGUGCUAGUCCGAGGUAGAAACCUAAUGCAUUUGUUCAAAAUUGGAAUUUUGUUAGUUGAGACAUCGCGUAAUCAGUUGAUUAGUACGACUAAGGUGAUUAUUUUCCAUUUAGUAGCUAACGUAUUUGAACGGCCGAGUAUUCUACAAGGCCAGGCACGGGAAAUAGCUGUUCAGGACUGUAAGGAGAUUUUGGAGAUAGCCAUUGAUUGUGCGAAGAAGAACAAUCUGUUUGGAUUUGAGCUGCUCUAUACCUGUGUAUCAGAUGGUGCAGCUGGAUUCCAGCAGAAGGCGUUAGCAGAUAUGGUCGGAUUAAUGGUGGACUUUUUAGUGCCGAAAUUGGAGCAGACGAGGUUGCAGAUUGUUUCAGUAUCUUUACAGUUGUUUUUACAGAUUAUCAAGAAUAUUGUAUCUGAUGAUGGCGAGAUAGUUUCUUUGCUCUUAUCGGUCUUACGAGCUAAAGUACCGUCAGGACUAAUUGUGUUACGAGAAGAGUUUGUUUAUAAACUGCCUACUAGAGUAGCCUUUUUAUCCCUAUCUAGUAGUGCUGAACUAGCAGAUAUAAUGUUUGCACCAAGUCAGACAAUUGAUGUAACUAGUAUCACACCGAUUAAUAUGUUUUAUCUUGAUCAAAUGGCUCGGACUGAAAUUCCAGAAGAUAGUAAGCAUAUGGUCUCCUUAGCAUUCUUUCAUAUAGUUAGAGCGGCAACAGCUAUUAGCCAGUGCAGUGAUAAGAAAGAUGAACAAACUCAAAUCAUUUCCCUAUUCAUUCCCUAUUUCAUUCGGUUCCUACAGAAACUAGUUGAACUGCCGCAGAUCAAAGAAGAAGAGGUGGUUGCAAUUGAACUGAAGAAGAGUCUAGCUAUUCUUAUUCAAAUGGCCACUCAAAAGAGUCUUACAGUGAUGAACACUUUAUUGUUAGAAGGGUACCAGAUGGCCCAGAAGAAUCCAGCGGUGUUUUACAGUCUACUGGCUAACUUAACCGAUGAGCAUAAAGAGAAAGUUACCGUUUGGCCCGCAUUCUUCCUGUUAACAGCCACUGUUCAAAAGACUCAUCCUGAGCUGGGUAGUUGGGAAGAACUUAUGGGUCUACUAACUGCCUUUCAAGACGUGGACUUGCAAAGAGCGAUUGAGGGGGCGGGUAAGUCAGAGGCAUUGGCGCCAGAGAAAUAUGCGGACUUGUUUUUAUCUUUAGCCGGUCGAGGUGAUUGUUUAAAGAAAGAGUUUACUAUCUUGAUUGAACAUGUUUUUCAAAACCAACAAAUGCUUGAUAAUAUUGAUAGUAGUGUGGCCUUAAUUGCAUCCUUCUUUAGUGCUUACUUUUCCGAGAAGCGGUCAGCAACCAUGCAUAAGAUUGUACUAUCACACAUUAUGCAUGUAUUUAUGGCCGAUUACAAUAAUGAGCAUGCCCAUCCGAUUCGGCAAGAAGUUUUGAAUUCCUUAUCAAUUGGGGUAAGGUCCUCAGGCGAAACGCUUUACCAGGCCUGGACAUGUAUUUAUGAUAUUUUGAUCGCUUCCAUGCAGUCGCCGCUUUUAUCUGGUAUGGUUUUUGAUAUUAUACAAGUAGUGACCGAUCGUUUGCUUUAUGCCCUUCCAGAAGAAACACUAGUAACUACAGUACAGAUUCUGGGUAUCUGCUGUCUCACUAAAAAGGACAACAACAUCUCAUUUCGGGCGCUUCAAUGCAUCCGAGAACUAACCGAGUUUGUACUGACCAAAAAGAUCACAGCUAAAGUGAGAAAAGAUGUUUGGCAUGCCGUUAUGUGUUUGUUAUGCUCAGUUAUUUACGAUGGCCGUGAUGAUGUGCGCGACUCAGCCAUUGUCCAAUUGUUUGAGUCAAUCUAUCUCUGUAAGAAGCACGGCCAUUUGGAAUGGGCGCCCUUAGUCCAAGUCUUCCUAAGACGAGUGCUAGGAGCCGCCGUCUACACCAAAGACCGCGAAAUAUACACGGGUGAGUAUGAGGAUCCUACAAGCGAGGAGGCUGAAGAGACCGAACUCAAUAAUGAUCAGUGUCCAUGCCAGAAUCUCGGUGCCUGUGCGAUAGAAAGCUAUGAAACGGCCGAAAAAGAGUCCUACCAAAGAUCGCUAGAAAGUACCAAAGGAAUCUUACUAGCUAUCUCAGCCUUAGUUUUUGAAAACUUCAGUGAACUCAAGAAAGCUUCAGGAUUCUAUCCUCUUUGGGUUCUAUUCACUAAGAUCCUGGUUCGGUUUUCCAGAGACCCAGAAAUGGAAGUAACAGUUAUUUAUGCCCUACGCAACGGCAUUCCUUGUAUUAAUGACCCUAUCUAUAAGAAACACUUCUUUUUAACUGUCUGUGACAUCUGCACUCUAUCCGUCCAACCAAGCUCACCCUUAGAAGCCUUAAUGCAAAUGCUCAAAAUCACGUACCGAGCCAUUGAUAAAUCCGCUACACCAGAGGACAAAAAGGCCUACUUCCUUGGAAUUACUUCACUACUCGCCCAAAACUGUCCUAAUACCGGCCAAACACUUACUUUUCUUGAGUACGAAGCCAUUAGUGCCCUAGAUGAAACAGGGUCUUCCUGUACUGCCACCGUUCGAGUAGAUACUCAGCUUAAAUGGCUACGCCUCUUUAUUGUCUCCACACCUAAACUCUCCUCAUACUUUGCCAUGCACAUUAUGAAUGCCCUUUCCAAAGAACUAAUCGGUUCGCCUCUAGCCCAAACUAUUCAUCGGAAAGCCAUUUCAGUCCUUAUCAUGUUCCAGUCCCAAAAACGAACUGUACCUACUUGUUGGGCCGAAGCCAAGAAAACCCUCCAAGCAAUCUUUCAAAUAGAAGCCAAACCCAAUGCCGAAACUCAGCUAGUUUGGGCCUCCCGCGAAAUCCUCGGCCUACCCAACAAUCAACCUAAUCAACCUAAUCAAACAAACCAAACACCAACUCAACCUAAUCAAACCCCAACUCAACCUAAUCAAACACCAACUCGCAACCGCAAUAUUCUUCGGGCCCUCUCUGAUAAUCACAACUAUACCAAAGCAAUUAGAGAAGAAGAGACCGAAAUGUGCGAGUAUAUCGGUUUCUUAGAAAACAUCUCAUUAACUAUCUCAAAAUCAUACUUACUGGACCUUUACCGUCUACUAGUUGAAACCUGGUUCCAUGCCUUAGAUAACCAGUUAUUCGCUCUCUAUCUUACCAUUACACGCACACUCUGCACACUUAUUCAUGCCCGCAAAGACCUUAGCAAAGAAUCUAUUCAAUGGCUCCAAACCAUUCUCUCCCAGUACAAUAUUCAAAUCCGAACCAAGCGCACCGCCUACUCCCGCUUUCAGCGCGAAGCCAUAACUUACAUUCUCCAAGAAAUCAAGCACCAACGCCUAGGCUCUCUUUCUAUCCAACCUCUCCUCAAAGAACUAGUCCUCUGUGCCUCCUCUGAUGACACAACCAUUUCCGCCAUUUCACUCGACAUCCUUCACGACGCCCUCUCCCGCCCAGCUAAGCACACGCAUUAA
Nematocida homosporus is the source of this 3840-nucleotide messenger RNA. RefSeq lists its product as uncharacterized. Lineage: Eukaryota; Fungi; Microsporidia. The record is from RefSeq and is a predicted model, not a curated record. The transcript has a single exon. The coding region runs from base 1 to 3840 and encodes 1279 amino acids.